GAAACUUAGCCUUAGCUUAACAGUACUGAGAUGGGUCGGAGACAGAGCGUCGGGGUUUUGGACAUUGCUUCGCCCAAACCUGCGCCGGGCUCAAAAUCACCAAGUCGACUCUUCACUCGUCUACUGGGUGCUGUGUCUACGCGCUUAGCGCCGCUGAUAGAUACUGACGAAGACGAAGACAGCGUGUCGAAGUCGGUUUCCUCACUCCCACCACUAUGCAGCCCAAUACACCCAGGCACCUUGCCGUCCCCCGGCCUUGACACUCGGACGGGCCCAGCGCUCACCUACGGCUUCACCAGAUGUACGUCGGAAAGCACGUCCUUGUCUACAACAGGCGAGGUCAGCCGGCUAAAUGUGGACAUCGCAGCUCUGCAGUCGCAGCAGUCUAGGGGCCGGGCUGGCUCCAUUACCAGCGGUCCCCAGGGCGCGGCAUCAACACGGCGCGGGAGCACGUCGGUGCACUCGCCCGCGUCAGCUGCUUACACGCCAUCACACCUUGCGCCGACCGCCAGCUUGCAUGGAGUUGGCGGUGGCGGUGGCGGUGGCGGCGGUGGCACGCCGCCGGUGGUGGUCAGCGUGGGCAGGUUGCUGCCCCCGCUGUCCCCUGGCGCGGUGGCGAUAACUGCGGGCCAGCUGGAUGACGGCACCACGCACGGCACGUCAGCGGCUGGCAGUGACGCAGGGCCGCUUGUGACGUCGCCGCCAGGCGCAGCAGCCGCAGCCGCAGCCGCAGCCGCAGCCGCAGCCGCCGUACGGCUGCCUGACAUCUAUGGCGGCGUUGCGGACGGCAGGGCGGCGCUUGCCUUCCCGCGUAACUCCGCCAGUUCGUUACCCUCGGCCCUCCUGCACGGCGGCAGCCCUGCAGGCGGUACAACUGCUAGCGGCGGGGCCACCCCAAGCGGCGCCCAGGCAACUGCCGGAGGCAACAGCCCUGGGGGCGUGUCGGUGUGCUCAAUGGGCGGGCACAGCCUCCCACAACAGCAGCUUCGGCUACAGCAGCAACUGCAGCAACAGCAACUGCAACAGCAGCGGCAGCAGCAGCAGCAGCAACAGCAGCAGCAAGAGCAGCACCAUCCUCAGCUGCAAGAGCAUCUUCAACAUCCUUUGCCUGGCAGCAGCCCACCGGGCUCGGCAGGCGGCGGUGCCAUCCACAGGGCCCCGACGGCGCCUGGGGCAGCUGGCGCUGCUGCCGCCAGCAACCUGGGUCGCGGUGUCGGAACUCUCGCUGCGCCCCAUCAACCACAGGGUGGCAGCCCGGUGCCGGCGCCGCCGGCCGCGACGGUUGCAGCUGCGCCGCCGGCCCCGGCGCCGCCCGCCGCGCCGCUGCUGCUCACCACGGGGCGGAAUGUGCCGCCGGCAAUGCAGCGACAGUCGUGGUGCUUGCAAGAUUACAACAUUAGAAAGCGGCUGUACAAAGGAAGCAUCAGCGCUGUGUAUCGGGCCACCUGCCGGCGCUCCGGGCUCAAGGUGGCGCUCAAGACCUACAGCUUCCACCGCAUCCCCGCCAACGUGGUGCACAUGCUGGUGCGCGAGGUCAAGCUGCACGCGAAGCUGGCGCACCGCCACGUGUUGGCGCUGUACGCCGCCUUCCAGGACGCCGACUAUUUGGUGCUGGUGCAGGAGUAUGCGAGCCGAGGCGACCUGCACGGGGUGGUGCACAAGGCUCGGCGGCGGCCCCUGUCUGAGGCGCAGCUGGCCCAGCUGGUGCUGGCGCCCUUCCUGUCCGGGCUGGCCUACGUGCACGGCAAGGGCAUCCUGCACCGGGACGUCAAGCCCGAGAACAUCCUGUUCACUGACGACUGGCGGCUGGUGAUUGGCGACUUCGGUGUGGCACUGGACCUGCACCAGGAGCGUGCCGUCACCCGCACCGGCACACUCGAGUACAUGGCGCCCGAGGUGCUGCGCUGCCCCGUCAAGUCGCGGCCCGAGGAGAACAAGGACCGCGCCGACCUCUUCUACGGCCUGGCCUCCGACGUCUUCUCCACAGGAGUGCUGGCCUACGAGAUGCUCACAGGCUUCCCGCCCUGCGUCAUAGCGCAGGCGGCGGUGCAUGGUGACGGGAACGGCAGCGUGCAGGGUGCAUCGGGGGGUGGAGGCGGCGACACCGGCGGCAGUAGCAGCAGUAGCAGGCGCGUGCAGCAGACGCAGAACGCCAGCCUGGAUGUGAUGCAGCUGAUGCCCAAGAUCUUCUCGGCGGGGGUGCGGUCCUUCAUUGCGGCGGCCAUGGCGCCGGACCCUGGCGACCGGCCCACCGCGCAGCAGCUGCUGCGGCACCCCUGGCUGCUUGCCGCGAUGGCGUCGGCGGGCGUCGGCGGGGAGGCGCCACAGCAGCUGGAGCCGCAGCAGCGGGAGCAGGAGCGGGCGCAGGAGCGGGAGCAGGGGCGCCAGCGGGAAUAAAGCGCACAUGCUGCCGGAAAGGUGGCACUAGCUAUUCAUCCUAUUGGCAACGCGUUGGGCACAAGAUAAUGUUUGCUGCGCACAUAGGGCGGGGUGCAGGAGGCGGCUCUCACCAACUUGCCACACGGCGCGUCUCCGUCCUGAUGGGCAGCAGGGUGACAUUUGCCUGGUCACAGGGUGUUCCAGGCCUGUGCCGUCGGCGGCCUGUCAGGACAGUGACGGUCCGCUGGCGAGGAUGGGCUGCACCAUCCAUGUCAGAGUGGCCGGUGCAUCUUAUGCACACCCAGUACUGGCGUGGGCGAACGAAUUCGUGUAUUGGACACCGCGUGCGGCAGCUGGGCAGGCGUGGCUGGCUCGGGGCCAAAUGCGGACUUGGCUUUGGCCAUGGCCUGCCUGGGGCCGACCCAUGCGCAUUGCCUCUUAGUAGGGUACACUGUCAUGAUACCAACGAUCAGAUUUUCAUGUGCAUGUUGCUCUGUUUCACAUCUAGGUGUGUCAGUAUUGUGGGAUGAAGGCACCCAAGGCAAUGGCCGCCAACUGUGUGUGCAGAGAGAGCGCAUGGUGCCGCCCCCACAUGCAUCGUGCACAACGAAAGGCAUCAUGUACGCGCGUGAGUAAGAUCAACUUGGUGCAGUUGCAUUUGUGGGGCCGGCAUCACGUUCUAUUUACAACUUACAACUCAGACCGAAGGCUUGUUCUGGGUACCUCUCUUGUUGGACAUGUACCGCAAUGCGUUGAGUAUUGACCAUAUAUCGCCGGUUAGGGCGCUUGGUGCUGCAUGGCUUCAUGCCGGAUCAACAUCGAAGAAGCACUGACAUCACAACUGAGAAGGCUGUCGUAUUGAUAGCACUGUUUUGCAGGCUCGUGCCUGUAAUGUGUUUUGAACGAAGGUUGGAGAAGGUGGUGCCCACUAUUUGCCAGAUUCUUGUCGUAAAUUAGUACUAGUACGGAAGACUGUCAAGCCGGGUAGGCUGUGGCGGCUGGCCGCGUGUCGGAGGGGAGGCCACUACGGGGAGACCACUACGGGGACAAGGGACAAGAGCGUUAUGCAUGCGGCUACCAAUGCUGUAGCAUGCUGUGCCCGCCAGCUGCAUAUGUUCCUGAAAUGGCGGUCACCGUGUUGGCAGGUGCUCAGCGCUGGCCGUUACUUGUUGGUGUAAUUGCAUUGUUGUUUGACUUCUUGGGCUUCGUGACGGCCCAGGACCAAGCAGGAUGUGGAGUGUGCCACGACGCGGCAUGUCCGCUUGGGUGCCGACAGGUUAGGGGUUGUGUGCGUGUGAGAGUGUGGCGUUGCGGAGCCCCCAAGGAAAGCAGUCCGUUCCAGUUGUUGUGAUUUGCACACCUGAGUCAUGUUUGCUCCUACGUGCGUGAGUGUCGCUUAAGGAGGGUUGUAAGCGUCAGAUUUGGGGGUUGUGGAUGAAUGCGUGUUCGCAUGUUGUGGUGGCGGCGAACCCGGAGCGGAGUGUGCGUGCGAGGCCACGCAUGUGGAGGUGGAGAGCGCGGAGCCACCUAGGAAGCAGCGCCGGCGCGCGGGCUGAGAAGCCAGUCGGCGUUUAGCUAACUAUCAGCGGGCAAGCACAGCAUGAGUAGCCAGUGCGGCUGUUCGUCUGUGCUGUGUUUCGGCUGCUGGAAUGGCGAUGCCUGGCUGGCUGUGCGUGCUCAAAGCGACCCGGGCUACGUCUUGGGAGAUGAGGUAGUUUCGAAACUUUCGGGCACGCUCAGAGGGUGACGUGUGGUGGGGGAUCAGCCCACUUUCAGCUUCGGAUGACCCUUUCCCUUGUAAUCGUGCUUUGAAAUGCAUUUGAUGGUGUUCAGUAGGAUCGGCGGAUGCUAUCCGGGACAUAACUGGUUGUGUGUGGUUACAAGGUGGUAAGCACGACGUGCAUUCCUGUCCCUGUAGAAACCGAGGCCCCGGCCGGGGGCCCGUUAUGACGCCUGUAACACAUAUAUAUGCAGCUAGUUUGGUCCCCGAAUGGGUGUGCUUUUGCUUCUGUCAUUCUGUGUGGAAUCUAGUAACGCACCUAACCUGGCUGGGUCCGUAUUCUGCAUAACGGCCCGCAUCUCUCCUGUAAAAUCGAUUUCGCUACCCGCACGCAACUGGUCAUACGUAGGCCGUAUACCGCGUAAGCACAUGAUUCUCAUCUUCAACUUCAUUUGCGACACAUAACGGGUACAUCCUCUCCUCCUUAGGUCGUCCAUAGGCGCGGUUGGCAGUAAGCGGCCAGCAGCACACGUGGAAGCUCAUCAAGGUCUUGUGAUGCGCAGCUGGUAUGGUAUAGAUGCUCCACUGUGCCCUUGCAUGCCGCGCCUUCCGCACACAGCCCCAUCAAAUGCUUGCACUUGCUCAUCUGUACGCCUGGCUGCUUGUUGUCUGAUGGGAAAGUGCUUGGCUAAGACUGCAGCCGCUCAUAACUGUACUCUAUUGUCCCCGGAGCAUGGCUGGCUGCGGUGAGUGCAGGUUGGCACUGCUGCACCGUUUGUACACCCUCACAGUUGUAGGUUGUGUUGAUCUGCUAUGUGCUGAUCUGCUUAUUAUGAAUAAUGGUAAGCUUGUAAACCCAAUGGCAC
Chlamydomonas reinhardtii is the source of this 4965-nucleotide messenger RNA. RefSeq lists its product as uncharacterized. Gene Ontology annotation, cellular component: spindle midzone; chromosome passenger complex; spindle pole centrosome. Gene Ontology annotation, biological process: protein phosphorylation; mitotic spindle organization; regulation of cytokinesis. The record is from RefSeq and is a predicted model, not a curated record. Gene Ontology annotation, molecular function: ATP binding; protein kinase activity. The coding region runs from base 31 to 2397 and encodes 788 amino acids. NCBI's taxonomy places the organism in Eukaryota, Viridiplantae, Chlorophyta, Chlorophyceae, Chlamydomonadales, Chlamydomonadaceae. The transcript is spliced from 8 exons.